This is a messenger RNA of Effrenium voratum, 6261 nucleotides long. The record is from the annotation of a GenBank genome assembly. Lineage: Eukaryota; Dinophyceae; Suessiales; Symbiodiniaceae.
AUGUCAGAAGAGCUAGCUGCUCCGUCGGAGACCUCGCGCUCAGAGCUCGAUGCUCAGCUGGAGCCCGGGCACUCGCGCUCAAGGCGCGAGAACCGGGCCCGCAACGUGGAGAUCGCCGGGGGCUUCUUUCGGAACGCCUCCAGAAUUGGCACGGAGAAGGUGUCAACCCAGGAAAUCUCCGCCCCGGUUGGCCGCUUGCGCUGGCUUCUUCAGACCUACGCCUUUGCCAAUUUCAUGGGCGUCGUAGUUUUUGCGGAUGGCAUCUGCACCUGCGCCGAAAUCAAUUCCAGAGCUGCAAGGACACCGGUGGAACCAAUUUACGCAACGCUGGCAGAUGUCUGCUUGACGCUCUACACGCUGGAAAUCAUGGCCCGAACGUAUGUGUUCGGAAGAGAAAUACUCUCAGACUGGGUGACAGCAAUGGACUUGGCUGUUGUUAUUUGCGGAUGGGUGGAAGUCAUACUUAACGCCGUGGCCGCAGACAGUUUCGUACGCGUUAGCAUGCUGAGAGCAGUGCGCUUGGUCCGAAUCUUGCGGCCAAUCCGGCUGCUCAAACGCAUUCGUAUGCUGCGGGAGCUCCACAAGCUGACGAUCAUGAUGGCGACUUGCUUUCGCACUUUGCUGUGGAGCUUCUUGCUGUGCUUCGUAGUGAUGACGGGCUGGGCGAUGCUGAUGGUUGAGGUGGUGUACCCCGUGGUGCGGGAACUCAACGAGAAGCAGGGCCUCUUCGAAGACUGCCCGCAGUGUAUGACAGCGACAUCUUCGGUGAUGGAGGCCAACUUGCUUCUCUUCAAAACCGUCAUUGCAGGGGACAGCUGGGGUGAGCUCGCCGUCCCAGUCAUCCAGGCGCACCCGGCCACAGCUUUCAUUUUUAUUGGCUCUUUGCUGACGCUUGUCUUCGGCGUGCUCAAUCUAAUUGUAGCGGUGGUUGUGGACACUUUUGCAGACGCCCGCCUGAAUGAUGUGGAGGCGCUGGCUGAGGAGAUCGAGGAUGAAAUAGACCAUGAUAAGAAGAACUUAGAGAAGCUCUUCAAGCGCAUCGACAAAGAGGGAAGCGGACAGCUGACUGUGGAGGGGCUUAAAGAUGCUGCCCGCAAUGAUGCGUUAUUUCAAAGUCGCCUUCGAGUCAUGGACAUUGACGAGAAUGAUCUGCAGCAGCUGUUUCAAAUGAUCGACAAGGACCAGUCUGGCACGAUUGAAGUGUCUGAAUUCAUCGGGCCGCUAAGUCGGUGGGCGUAUGAUUCCAAGACGGCUCCGCGAUUCAUCAAGUACAAUUUGCUGCAGACCAUGAGCUUGCAGGAGGACCUCUUUGAUUUUACUGCAGACGGGUUCAUGGACUUAAACAACAAGCUCGACUUUCUGGCGAACAAAGUGCAGAUUUGGAGCUUGGCCCGGCGCGCCCAACUACUUUCAUCUCACAGCACUUUCGAUCACGGCGCGGCGGAGCCAGCCGUGCAGAAAGCGUGCAGCACGGAGGAGGCGGACUUGGAGUUUCCAGACAUCGCAGAGUCUCAGACUUGCCCCAUCCAGCUGAAGUCAAUGAAUGGAACCCAGAGCAGUGAAGUCGACUCGGCCAUCGCCGAUGUGCUGGCCAAGAUUGAGGCCAAGAUGGAGCUGGUCCUCGCGGAGGUCCGGGGUCGGGCGAGCAAGGAGCCCACCCUGAGCAGAGAGUCCUCCAUGCGAUUUCGGUCGCACCGCGGAACCGGAUGGCAAGAGCCUGGGCCCCUCCCGAGCAUCACAUUCACCCACUUCAACUCCCGUGGCAUCCUGGAUCGGAGUUCAAUGAAGGUGGAGUUCUGCGUGCAGGCUCAGCCAAAGAAGCUCACGCUGUCUGACUGCGCAGUGGAUCCUGCAAAUGAUGUGACGAUGCCUGGCACGGCGGAGUAUGUCAAGGCAAACUACGGAUUUCUCCCUGUGGCAGCGCAAGCCAAAGCCUGCGACUCUCUUUGCUGCUUGGAGCAGGUGGCUUGCCCUGCAAACUCCCACGGUGUCAGCACAGUCCUUGGAUGCGUUUGCGACAAGGGCUACCAUGGCGCCAUCACUGCCAUUGCCCAGCCGCCGUACAGCAAGGGUACCUGCGAAUCGGUAGCCUGCCCAACCAACUCCCGCGGGGAGAGCGUGGGCAAAGGAUGCAAGUGCGAGGCUGGCUAUAGUGGCCAGAUUGUGGCGACUCGGGAGGCCCCCUACUACCGGGGAACUUGCGUGAAAGUGCCGUGCCCUGAGAGCACUGUGGGGGACUACAUCGCGGACGGGUGCCAGUGCGCGGCUGGCACCAAUGGCGGCAUUGCUGCGUUGGACAUUCUGCCAUAUUACAGUUCUACCUGCCAAGCAGUGGCGUGCCCCACCAACAGCAGCGGCGCAAAUGUUGUGGAGGGGUGCUCCUGCUUGCCGGGCUUCCGGGGGUCCCUGAAGCCGUCGCUCUUGGACCCUUUCUUCACAGGCGCCUGCGAGGCCGUAACCUGCCCUCCAGAAGCAGAGGGCGCCAGUGUGCCGGAAGGAUGUGACUGCAAGGCUGGCUACAAAGGCAAGGUGACGCCCAUCUCAGAGAAUCCCUUCUUCAACAGCAGCUGCGUGGAGGUGGCUUGCCCGACUGGGACUUUUGGGAGUGACGUGCUGGCUGGCUGCACCUGCCUGGCGGGCAGCGCUGGCAACAUUUCAGCAGCCAAGGUGGCUCCUUUCUACCAGGGCAACUGCUCGGCGGUGGGCUGCCCGUCAACCGCCAUGGGCACCAACCUCCAGGAGGGCUGCAGCUGCCCAGAGGGCCACGAAGGCUCCGUCACGGCCACGGCAGAGGCGCCCUACUUCAAGUCGACAUGCAAGGCUGUGGCCUGCCCGCGCCAUUCCAACGGCUCCAACGUUUUCGAGGGCUGCAAGUGCAAUGCUGGCUUCAAAGGCGAAGUCGAAGCUACCCGUCACAGCCCUUACUACACAUCCACCUGCGCUGCCGUAGCAUGCCCUGCGCAUUCAGCAGGUGCCUCUGUACCAGAGGGCUGCCAGUGCAAGCCGGGCUACGAGGGCACCAUCGUGGCCAGCUCCACGGCGCCCUUCUACAGCGGCAGCUGCAAGCCGGUGCCCUGCCCGGUCAGCUCCAGAGGCCUCAGCGUGCCGCAGGGAUGCACCUGUGAUCCGGGCACUGCCGGAGAGGUUUGGGCGCGGGACACGGCGCCCUUCUACAGAAGCACUUGCGAGCCCUUGCCUUGCCCCUCGCACUCGGUGGGCACCGAUGCGGUAAGCGGCUGUAGCUGUGAUUCCGGCUUCGCUGGUCAGGUUACAGGAAAAGUCGGCGGUGUCAAGGACACCUGCACAGCAGAGCCGUGCCCUGCGCAUUCCGAGGGCCACUCAAUUCCUGCCGGGUGCAGCUGCAAAGCGGGCUUCGCCGGCACUAUCCAAGCCACCACCACGUCGCCAUACUACAACGGCACUUGCUUUGCAGUGCCUUGCCCUGAUGGCUCCACUGGGCCGAACGUGUCAGCUGGAUGCACCUGCAAUGCAGGCUACAGCGGCUCCGUGAAGGCCACGAAGACGGCGCCCUUCUACGACAGCACCUGCACGGCGGAGGCCUGCCCCGAAGACAGCUCCAACGGACUGGAUAUAGCCAGCGGCUGCAAUUGCAACGCAGGUUACAGCGGCUCUAUUGAGGCCUCCGAGAAGGCGCCCUUCUACAAGGGCAGCUGCACGGCCAUCCCCUGCCCAGCCAAUUCCACGGGCGUGGAUGUGCCCACUGGCUGCAAGUGCCUGCCCGGCUUCAGCGGAUCUGUGGAGGCCACCACAACGGCUCCUUACUUCACCAGCACCUGCCAGCUGGUGCAGUGCCCACAGCACAGCGAGUCCACCAAGACCCACGAGUUCGGCUGCAAGUGCAAGGGCGGCUUCAGUGGCGAGAUUGUGCCCAGCACGGUAGCCCCUUAUUUCAGCGGCAAGUGCGCAGAGGUGCCAUGCCCCACCAGCAGCAGAGGCGCCAGCGUCAGCCAGGGAUGUGGCUGCGAGGCAGGCUUCAAGGGCUCGGUGGUGGCCACACAGCAGACACCCUUCUACCAGAGCACCUGCGAGGCCAUGAGCUGCCCCAAUGGCACCUCGGGCAAGUCCCUCAGCGCGGGCUGCCUCUGCGCGGCCGGGGAAAUGGGCGACGUCACAGCCACCAGCAGCGCGCCGUUCUACAAGAGUACUUGCACUCCGUUGAACUGCCCAGCCAACACCACGGGCCAGAAUCUCGUGAAGGGUUGCAAGUGCGCUCCGGGCUUCAGCGGAUCAGUGGCCGCUUCUUCGGUGGCGCCCUACUAUGUCAGCAGUUGCACUGCGGUGCCAUGCCCCAACUCUGAGGGCACAAACGUGGCCAGCGGCUGCCACUGUCGGGCUGGCUACCAGGGCCACAUUAGCCCGACCGACGCCGCUCCUUACUACAAGGGCGCCUGCACUCCGGUGGCCUGCCCCGCCAACUCAGAGGGCAUUGACCUCUCUGCCGGCUGCACAUGUAAAGCGGGCUUCAAGGGCUCCAUCAACGCCACCAGCGCCUCUCCCUUCUUCUCGGGCGUUUGCUCGGCGGUGGCCUGUCCCAAGGACUCGGAGGGCGAGAGCACGCCCAAAGGCUGCCGAUGCAAAGCCGGGUUCAACGGCAAGGUGCUGGCGACCACCAAGGCGCCUUUCUUCGAGAGCUCCUGCCAGGCAGUUCCGUGCCCUGUGAACUCGGAGGGGGCAGAUGUGGCGGCCGGGUGCUCCUGCAAGGCCGGCUACUCUGGCAAGAUCGUUGCGUCCGCCAGCUCCCCCUUCUUCACGGGUAACUGCACCCCCAUCAGCUGCCCAGCUCACUCCAGCGGCAGCAGCGUGGCAGCGGGCUGCAUUUGCAACCCGGGCUACAGCGGCACCAUCGCGGUGCAGAAGACGUCGCCCUACUUCUCCGGGACUUGUGCAGCCGUGGCCUGCCCCGAGAACUCCAUUGGCUUAAACGUGGCCAGCGGCUGUACUUGCAAGGCAGGCUUCAGCGGCACCAUCGAGGCCUCGCGUGAUGCGCCUUAUUUUGAGGGCAGCUGCUUAUCAGUGGACUGUGCGGAGAACUCUCUUGGGAACUCUGUUGCAGAAGGCUGCACCUGCGCCGCUGGCUUCAGUGGGAAGAUCACCAAGAGCACGGAGGCGCCCUUCUACGAAGGCAGCUGCGUGCCGGUGAACUGCCCGGCCAACUCUGCGGGCGUGGACGUGAGCUCCGGGUGCAGCUGCAACGAGGGCUUCGGCGGCUCGGUCUCGGCGACCAGCACGGCGCCGUACUACAAGAGCACCUGCCAGGCAGUGCCCUGCCCGGCCAACGCGGAGGGCUCAAGCGUGGCAGAGGGCUGCACUUGCAGCCCCGGCUUCAGUGGCACGGUGGUCGCCAGUGCUGAGGCGCCCUUCUACGCCAGCAGCUGCGAAGCGGUGCCCUGCCCGGCAGAUUCCCAAGGGUCCAACGUGGCCGCGGGCUGCAGCUGCAAGGCGGGCUUUUCCGGCGCCAUCGUCGCCAAGACGGAUCUGCCCUACUUCGAUGGCAGCUGUCAGGCAGUGACCUGCCCCGCUCACUCCAGGGGCGUGGAUGUGCCCAGUGGCUGCACCUGCGAGGACGGCUACAAAGGUACAAUCUUGGCAUCAAGCAAGACUCCUUUCUACAGUGGCAGCUGCGAGGCGGUCGCCUGCCCUCUGAACACCAAAGGCGCCAGCGUGGCGGAGGGCUGCUCCUGCGCUACGGGCUACUCGGGCUCGGUGUCUGCCACCUCCACGACUCCCUUCUACGACAACGACUGCGCCCCAGUGCAAUGCCCGGCAAACUCCAAGGGCAGCAGCGUGGCUGCCGGCUGCAGCUGCAAUGCAGGCUUCUCAGGUAGCAUCACGGCCACUGGCAGCGCUCCCUUCUUCUCUGGGAAGUGCGAGGACGUGGCGUGCCCGGCGGACUCCACGGGAGACUCCGUGGCCGCAGGCUGCCGCUGCAAUGCCGGCUUCAGCGGCGUGAUCAAGGCGAGCUCCACGAAGCCGUUCUACACCGGCAGCUGCUUGGCAGAGGCCUGCCCAGACAACUCUGAAGGCCUGGACUUGGGCAGUGGCUGCAAGUGCAAGGCCGGGUACAGCGGUACCAUCACCGCCACCCAGGUGACACCCUACUACUGCGGCACUUGCGAGGCAGUGCCCUGCCCCCAGUACUCCACGGGCCCGGAUGUGGCCACAGGCUGCGACUGCCAGGACGGCGUGGGCACCGUGACGCCUUCAAGCGAAGCGCCUUUCUAUGCCUGGGGCCUAAGGUGA